AUGAAUUUUCCAACGGGAUUUUCUGAAGAAACGAAAAAACAAGUCGCUAUGUGGCGUGAUAUUAUUCAAAAUAAACAUAAGGAUGAUGACGAUGAAUUUUUUUGUACCGACCCAUUAUUAAUCAUUGAAUAUAAUCAACCGGGUCUCAUAAGCCGAAAUAUCACGGAAAAUAACGUUGGAGCAGUGAUCAGAGGAACUCCAUACUAUACUCCUAUCGCAUAUCCAAAGGCAAACCUGACACAAUCAAAUUCUGUAUUCGCAUUUAACGAUAUGCAGACAAUGGAGAAUGCUAUCACACAAUUAUAUGAUAACUAUCAUAAUAGU
Molecule: messenger RNA, 324 nt
Organism: Funneliformis caledonium
Lineage: Eukaryota; Fungi; Glomeromycota; Glomeromycetes; Glomerales; Glomeraceae
Source: the annotation of a GenBank genome assembly